Molecule: messenger RNA, 1020 nt
Organism: Colletotrichum fioriniae
Lineage: Eukaryota; Fungi; Ascomycota; Sordariomycetes; Glomerellales; Glomerellaceae
Source: RefSeq, a predicted model, not a curated record
AUGCGCGCAACCCUCCUCCACUUCAUCGCCCGCAUCUCUUCUCGCGUCUUCCUUGGCACCGAACUCUGCCGAAACGAAGCUUGGCUCGAAAUCACCAAGAACUACACCCUCAAUGGCUUUACUGCCGGUGACCGACUUCGCGAAUAUCCCCCAUUCCUCCGGCCCAUCGUCCACUGGUUUCUCCCAGGCUGCCAGGAAGCACGUAGACAGAUCAAGGCGGCCACCAAAGUCAUUCAGCCCAUCAUUGACGAGCGAAAGGUCCUCAAGGCCAAGGCGGUCGCCGAGGGUAGACCGGAGCCUGUGUACCAAGACGCUAUUGAAUGGUUCGAGCAGGCUUCCAAAUCCAAGGGCACUGCGUAUGACCCUGCUUUAAGUCAGCUAUUCCUGUCGACGGUCGCCAUUCACACAACUACCGAUCUUUUGGGCCAGGUUUUGGUUGAUCUGGCGAAGCAUCCCGAGGUCAUCGAGGAACUCCGCAAGGAGGUUCGAACUGUGCUUCAAGAGGGUGGUUGGAAGAAGACGUCUCUCUACAGCAUGAAGUUGCUUGACAGCGUUGUCAAGGAAAGUCAGCGCAUCAAGCCGCUGCAGCUCGCUAGCAUGCAGCGUAUCGCCGUCAAGGACAUGACUCUUUCCGAUGGGACUUUCAUCCCCAAGGGAGCGAACACGGCCGUGUCUUCCCACUCCCAGUGGAAUGCCGCGGUGUACCCGGAGCCGGAAAAGUGGGACGCUUACCGUUUCCUCCGGAUGCGAGAAAAGCCUGGCAAGGAAAACGUGUCGCAGCUAGUCAGCACUUUGCCGGAGCAUCUCGGCUUUGGCCACGGCAAACACGCUUGUCCCGGUCGCUUCUUCGCCGCAAAUGAGAUCAAGAUCGCUCUCGUGCAUAUCCUACUCCAGUACGAGUGGAGACUUCCUGCCGGGGCCGAUACCUCGAUCACGGACUACGGCAUCACUCCGGUUUUGAACGCCGGCUUGGAAUUGGAGAUUCGGAGGCGGGUCGAUGAGGUUGACUUGACGUUCUGA